AUGGCAGGGAGAAACCGCACGUUGGUGACAGAGUUCUUCCUUACUGCAUUCACGGAGUACCCGGAGUGGGGGCUGCCCCUCUUCCUGGUGUUUCUGGGUCUCUACCUGGCCACCCUGCUGGGGAACGCAGGGAUGAUCGUCCUGAUCCACAAAGAUCGCCGACUGCACACUCCCAUGUACUUCUUCCUCGGCCACCUUUCCUCCGUGGACAUGUGUUACUCCUCUGUCACUGUCCCUCAGCUGCUGCUGGUGCUGUGGGAACGCGGCUCGGCCAUCUCCCGGGCUCGCUGCGCAGCUCAGUUCUUCCUCUUCACCUUCUUUGCCUCCAUUGACUGCUACCUCCUGGCCAUCAUGGCCUAUGACCGCUACGCCGCUGUGUGCCAGCCGCUGCUCUAUGUCACCAUCAUGACCGAAAAGACCCUCUGGGGCUUGGUCACUGGGGCUUACGCUGCCGGAUUUUCCAGCGCCUUUGUUCGCACGGUCACAGCCUUCACUCUCUCCUUCUGCGGAAACAACGAGAUUGACUUCAUUUUCUGUGACCUCCCUCCACUCUUAAAGCUGAGCUGUGGGGACAGCUACACCCAGGAGGUGGUCAUUGUUGUGUUUGCCACGUUUGUCAUGCCCGCGUGUGUGGUGGUGAUCCUGGUGUCCUACCUGUUCAUCAUCGUGGCCAUCAUGAGGAUCCCCUCUGCGGGAGGCCGGGCCAAGACCUUCUCCACCUGCGCCUCCCACCUCACCGCUGUGGCUCUGUUCUUCGGCACUCUCAUCUUCAUGUACCUGAGAGACAACUCGGGCCAGUCCUCAGGGAGGGACAGGGUGGUGUCCGUGCUCUAUACUGUGGUGACCCCAAUGCUGAACCCCUUCAUCUACAGCCUGAGGAAUAAGGAGGUAAAGGAAGCUGUUAGGAAAUCCCUGAGCCGCAUAACUACCACAAGCAAGAAUAGUAAGACCCAUCUCAUCUCCUCAUACUAA
Cavia porcellus (domestic guinea pig) is the source of this 972-nucleotide messenger RNA. Its product is annotated as olfactory receptor 9Q2-like. The transcript is spliced from 3 exons. Gene Ontology annotation, biological process: sensory perception of smell; G protein-coupled receptor signaling pathway. Bases 1 to 972 code for a protein of 323 amino acids. The record is from RefSeq and is a predicted model, not a curated record. Gene Ontology annotation, cellular component: membrane. NCBI's taxonomy places the organism in Eukaryota, Metazoa, Chordata, Mammalia, Rodentia, Caviidae. Gene Ontology annotation, molecular function: G protein-coupled receptor activity; odorant binding; olfactory receptor activity.